Messenger RNA from Megalobrama amblycephala (Wuchang bream), 2466 nucleotides. RefSeq names its product fibroblast growth factor 20b (gene fgf20b). The transcript has 3 exons. The record is from RefSeq and is a predicted model, not a curated record. Gene Ontology annotation, biological process: fibroblast growth factor receptor signaling pathway; cell differentiation; regulation of cell migration. Lineage: Eukaryota; Metazoa; Chordata; Actinopteri; Cypriniformes; Xenocyprididae. Bases 874 to 1500 code for a protein of 208 amino acids. Gene Ontology annotation, cellular component: cytoplasm. Gene Ontology annotation, molecular function: fibroblast growth factor receptor binding; growth factor activity.
UCUGGGGAAAGCUAGAUAUUUUAUUUCAUAACUUGUUAAAUAUGGAUUUUUUGUUUUUACACAAACACAUCGCUUCAGAAGGCCUUUAUUAUCCCCCGGAUAUCUCAUAAUUGUGUCAAAUGUGACUGUUCACUUUCCACAAAUCUUUUUGAGUUCAGAAGUACAUUAAAUUAUAUAGCCUAAUUGUUUUUUCACCACUGUAACUCGUUUUUGUAAAAUAUCCUCCACCUCCAUAAAUGUCUACCUCAGCCACACACAUUGGCAUCUAUUGUUUUAAUACUGAGCUAAUUAUAUUUAACCUAAACCACAUUAUAAUUUUGACAUAUAGCCUAACUGCUGCUUUCCUCUUUCUGCUUGUGAGAUUUGAUGCCCACAAUAUAUGCAAAACCUGACCCUCACAAACAUACAGGCAUAAACGAAAACAGACAAUUGCGAUUGUGCGCAAAAACUCAAGGCUGGACCAAAGCGAUGUCCCGCCCACAGAAGCCCGAGCUCUGCACCUGCCCCGCGCGCGCAGCAGCCACUCACUGCGCAAAGCACUUCCCACAACAACGCAUACCUGCUGCCUCAAUACCUGCUGCACAUUUAUUCAUGUCAGAAAGCACCACGGGCCACCAUGUGGACGAGGCAUGAGAGCAGAAUUAAAGUCUGAAGUCAGUUCUUUGCAGUUACUGUUUCUUCCCCACUGGAUAUGUCUGUAUAAUCAACUGGAGUCAAGUGAUAUUUCAUAUGCGCUCACUCAGCAUGGAUUCACUACAAAUGACGUGCUCGCAUGGAUAUUAUUCGUCGUAACGAAUAGCUUUGGACGACUGCUUCACCGUAUUCAUCUAGAUCAAGUUUCCCUGACCGCUCUUGCUGGAUUGGAGGUUUGUGAUGGCAGCUAUGGGAGAGAUCGGGACGUUUUUACAGAGCCUGGAGGGUUUCGGACAGGUCGGAUCACAGUUCUUUCUACCGCCUCUAGGAGAAAACCUCGGGCUGUUGAAUGAUCAUUUAGUUCCAGCAGAGAGACUGUCACGGAGCACCUCCGCAGAUUUAACGCACUUGAAAGGGAUCCUGCGGAGAAGACAGUUGUACUGCAGGACUGGAUUUCACCUUGAAAUACUCCCGGAUGGCAGUGUGCAGGGCACGAGGAAGGACCACAGUCGUUUUGGUAUUUUGGAAUUCAUAAGCCUUGCAGUUGGAUUAAUAAGCAUCCGUGGAGUGGACAGUGGUCUCUACCUCGGGAUGAACGACAAGGGAGAACUUUAUGGCUCUGAGAAACUCACAGCAGAAUGUGUCUUCCGUGAGCAGUUUGAGGAGAACUGGUACAACACAUACUCUUCUAAUCUCUACAAGCACGGGGAGAGAGGAGCACGAUAUUUCGUGGCUCUCAACAAGGACGGCACGCCACGUGAUGGGACAAAAUCAAGGAGACAUCAAAAGUUCACUCACUUUCUUCCAAGACCGGUGGACCCUGAAAAAGUUCCAGAACUUUACAAAGAGGUGCUCGGACACAGCUGAGACCGUCAGUCACAGUUACGGGGUGAAAGAGAUGCCCAGUUUCUUCUCUGCAUAAGGAGGAGGAUGUGAUAACAUUUGGCCGCAGCGUCCAAACUGGAGAUCUGCUCUGGAAAUGCACUGGCCAGUACUGACGGUGAAGACAACAAAAAAGUCUCGAAAGACUCCCAAAGUGUGAAAGCCAAGCCGUAGUUGGUGUCUUUGUUGCUGGUUCUAACUGACUAGUAGCAUAACCAUGAAAAUCAAGAGUUUUGGAGGUUUUAAACAUGGUGCUGCUUUGCUCUGGAAAUAUUCGAUAUGGGUUAAGAAGGACUUGAAGGAACAAGUGAUGCUCAGAGAUGACAGAACUGGGACAGUGGAGAGCAGGAGAUGCCAUCUCACACGAUGUUAUUUAUACAGUUCUUGAUUCACAUAUUUAUUGUAUGUAUUUAUUUAUUUGAAAAUAUAAAUAUAUAUAUAUUUUUACAUCUAAAAGUAGAUUUUUUUUAUUAGACCAAACAGUAGAAGGUGCUUUGAAAUAGUGGCAAAGCUGUUCUUUUUAUAUGACGGAAACUGUAAAAGUUACUUAUUAUCACUGCUAUGCUAUUACAGAGAGCGAGAAAGAUUGUGAUUUCCUAUUACAAAUGUAUGAAGAAUGCCAUGAGACUUUUAAUAGAUUUGUUUCAAGCACGAUUUCCCAAAAUGGCAUGCUGCACAGUACAUUUUACAGGCCAUUAAAUCAAGUAUUAUCAUAAACAAGCUUGUUUUGUUUGAUAUCAUUUGUUAAUUCUGAAACGAUUAUAAUCUGGAAAAUGAUGCUUUCUGACUAUCAUGGGGGGGACGGGGUUGGAAAGGAAACAAACCAAAGCUGUCUUCUUUUUAAAGGCAUAAUUCAUCCCCCCCAAAAAAUGAAAAUUCUGUCAUCAUUUACUUAAACAGCAACUUAAAGGGAUAGUUCAGCCAAAAAUGAAAAUUCUGUCAUUAUUUACU